AUGGAUCCCGCAGAAGUUUUCAUGGAAGAAGCGAAAGCGCGUCAGACGCCGAUCCUGGAAGCGGCAGCUCGCGGUGACUGUGAGAUACAGCAAUUCUUCAGCGGCACGACGGCCCUCAUCACUGGAGGUACCGGCUUUCUCGGGAAACUGCUCAUUGAGAAACUGAUCAGAUCUUGUGAUGUAAAAAAAAUUUACGUUAUAUCAAGACCGAAAAAGGGAACGUCAAGUAAAGAAAGAAUCACUGGUUUACGAAAAGAUUCAGUAUUUGAUACCCUGCGCGCAAUAAAUCCAGAUUUUGGGAAUAAAAUAGAAACAAUCGAAGGAGAUGUGGCCGAAUUGCGACUCGGCCUUAGCGUCCAAAGUUGGGUCACCAUAGCCGAAGAGGUUGAUGUUAUAUUCCACAUGGCAGCUACCACUAGAUUCGAAGAAAGAGACUUUACAUAA
This is a messenger RNA of Manduca sexta (tobacco hornworm), 444 nucleotides long. Its product is annotated as fatty acyl-CoA reductase 1-like. Gene Ontology annotation, cellular component: peroxisome. The coding region runs from base 1 to 444 and encodes 147 amino acids. NCBI's taxonomy places the organism in Eukaryota, Metazoa, Arthropoda, Insecta, Lepidoptera, Sphingidae. The record is from RefSeq and is a predicted model, not a curated record. Gene Ontology annotation, molecular function: alcohol-forming very long-chain fatty acyl-CoA reductase (NADP+) activity. The transcript has 4 exons. Gene Ontology annotation, biological process: long-chain fatty-acyl-CoA metabolic process.